Fusarium poae is the source of this 492-nucleotide messenger RNA. RefSeq lists its product as uncharacterized. Bases 1 to 492 code for a protein of 163 amino acids. NCBI's taxonomy places the organism in Eukaryota, Fungi, Ascomycota, Sordariomycetes, Hypocreales, Nectriaceae. The transcript is spliced from 2 exons. Gene Ontology annotation, biological process: translation. Gene Ontology annotation, cellular component: large ribosomal subunit; mitochondrion. Gene Ontology annotation, molecular function: structural constituent of ribosome. The record is from RefSeq and is a predicted model, not a curated record.
AUGACAUGGGUACUCCAGGAAGAGUUUAGCGUCUUGUGGAUUUUGACGCCGACUCUGAGCUCAUGCUUCACUGAUAGACGACGACUGACGAGAAGUGCAAGGCGGGCUGCUGUAUCUUCCUGCGAAAUCACUCUGCGAGCGCAAUUGCAAGGCAUUGAUGACCUAGCGCUACGAUUCAUCCUUCCACCGACCGAUCAACCACCAACGCAAACUGAACUCUUUCUGACAAUGUCUUUCUUUCGCAUUACUCUUCACCGCUCGGCCAUUGGUCUUCCCGAGCGCACACGGGGAGUUCUCGCCGCUCUGGGUCUGCGCCGACGAAUGCAAACCGUCUUCCACCCUGUGCACCCGCAGUUUGCCGGUAUGAUUCUCAAGGUCAAGGAACUUGUUCGCGUGGAAGAGGUGGAUCGCGUCCUGAGCAAGAGAGAAGUCAAGGCUGCGCGGACACCAGAUGCUGGAUUCUACAUUGAGAAGGCUGUGCCAAGAAUGUGA